Solanum tuberosum (potato) is the source of this 4125-nucleotide messenger RNA. RefSeq lists its product as uncharacterized. The coding region runs from base 1172 to 1780 and encodes 202 amino acids. Gene Ontology annotation, cellular component: P-body; CCR4-NOT core complex. Gene Ontology annotation, biological process: nuclear-transcribed mRNA catabolic process, deadenylation-dependent decay; negative regulation of translation. Gene Ontology annotation, molecular function: molecular adaptor activity. The transcript is spliced from 9 exons. NCBI's taxonomy places the organism in Eukaryota, Viridiplantae, Streptophyta, Magnoliopsida, Solanales, Solanaceae. The record is from RefSeq and is a predicted model, not a curated record.
AUUUGAUAAAAUUUCCAAAGUUAGCACACAUUUUUAAGCCUUUAACCUUUUCGUUUCAAACCUGGAAAUAAUUUUCUUCUAAUUAUUUCGUGAACAGAGUGCCAUAAAGGUUUCUAACAUACUGAUUCUGAUUCUACAACUUGAACCUCUCUUGUCUAUUGUUCUAAUCCUUGUUUGCUGUUUCAUUGAUUUGUAAACGACGGUGGUGAAAAUGAUACUGUUGACUCUCUUUUAGCAGAAACGGGGAAGGAAAUAACCAUAACAGAUAUGCAGGACAAUAUCUCACAAUGCCAAGAAAUUUUAUCGUUAUUUUUGCCACUGGAUGAAGUGACCAUUGCUAGGAUAGUUGGUGUGAUUGUCCGUACACAAUCAGAUGACAAGAGUGUACACUCAAAAUUACUUGCUGAUCUUUGUGGCAACAAUACAUCGGAGGAGCUAUCACAAUGGGAUGCAGACACUCUUAUUUAUGCAACAAAGCAACUUGCUCCUGAAUUGAACUGGGUAACUAUUAUGGAAAACCUAGAUCAUGAGGGUUUCAAUAUUCCCAACGAAGCAGCUUUUUACUUUUUGAUGUCUGUUUAUAAACAUGCCAGCCAGGUCACUUUCCUCUCAGAGCUAUUUGUGGCUCUAUCUAGAAGAAUGCUGAGGGUCUGAUUUCCUUACUUAAAUAUGCUGUCUCAGCUCCUCCGGAAGUGUUUACCUUUGCACAUUCUCGGAGGCAACUGGCCUAUGUUGAUGUUGUGAAUGACCAUAAGGUUCAAAUUGAACAUGCAAAUCAUGAGUGGUUGUGUCUUGACCUUCUGGAAGUUCUUUGCCAGCUGGCUGAGAGAGACCAUGCAAGUUCUGAAGUACUGCCCUGAAGUCUUGCUUCUUGGGAUGGCCCACAUUAAUACUGCAUCUAAUCUUCUCCAGCAAGAAGUUUCCUCUGCUGUUAUCCCAAUAUUACUGCAAAAUGCUGAUGCAAGUGGUAUGAUUGUUCAUCUGUGGCAUGUUAAUCCCAACAUAUUGUUGCGGGGUCUUGUAGAUGCGAUGAGCACUGACCCAGAAAACAUGAGCUGAUUUUUGGCUGCCUGUCAAGAUAUAUAAAGGAGAGACGAGUUCCCUGUGCACCUCCAGUUUGUAAACUAGUGUAACUCGUUUUUCCUCUCAGAUUCUAUCACCAAUACUAGAUAUGAUUCCAUAUGCAUUCGGUGUUAAACUUGCUGCCCUUGCUUCCUGCAAAGGACUCAUAGAUUUGGAGAAAUGGUUGAGCAGUAACUUGAACGCAUAUAAAGAUGCAUUCUAUGAGGAAUGCAUUAAGUUCUUGAAGGAGGUGCAUCUUGCUGCUCAAGUUGUAACUUCCAACCACUUCUGUUCUCCCAAUGCUCUUAGGAUUAUUUAUUUGGGAACUUCUUCAACGUUCUUAAAGGUCCUCCAGUCUCAUUCUUGCCUAGUUUCUUCACCCCACCUAUCUGUGGAAAUGGAUAAGUUGCAUGUAACAUACAUGGGAACUAAGUCACGGUUUAAGAGUUCUGGUUCUGCUGAUUUGUCAUCAUCUGAUUAUUAUUCUGAAGAUAUUGAAGCAGAAGCAAACUUGUACUUCCAUCAACUUUUCUCUGGUCAGGUAACUAAUGAUACAAUGAUUCGAAUGCUUGCUCAUUUGAAAGAAUCGACUGAAAAGAGGGAACAAGCAAUUUUCCGCUGCAUGAUCGUUAAGCUGUUAACUGAAUCUUUUGCCAAGUACCCUGUGAGGCAACUCCAAAUGUCUGCUGUACUCUUUGGUCAGACCUUCAGAUACUAAACCUUGAACUGCUCUCCUUCUUUUUACUCUUAAACUGUAUUCAAAUUUAUACGUAACUCUUAGGUGUUUAGCAUAUUCCUUAUUAAUUCGAAGAAUCCUGGCCAGCUAAGUAGGUUAAUAAAUUUAUUCUGAUUUGCACAUACAAAUAUUGUUAAUAAUUUCAUGAAAAACGUUUCAAUUCAUUGAAAUUACACUUAAGUUCAAGAAUGUUAUAUUAUUAAGACCUGACAAUGAUAAUCUACUUGCGACCUAGGUUAACAGUUGUUAAAGUAACGCCCAAGUGCCGCGAGGACUUAGAAUGAUAUCUUUUAGAUGGACCGGAAGGACUCUAGUUGUACUUAAGAAAGUUAAUCCUUUUACACUUGAGAUUACCUAACUAGAGUUUCGUAAAAAGAACUAGAUCAACAUUACGACCUAAAAUGGAAAUCCACAACCAUAGUUUCGUAUUCUUAUUGAUAACAACUAAGUUUUUAGUUACUAAGCAAUACUACAAUCAAAUAUCUUAAAUUUUACUUUCAACCAUUGUUUUAGAAAUAAAGACUAUUUGUUAUGGUUACACCUACGAGUAAUAUUCUCAAUGGGAUUCGACCCAAACUUUGGUGGAUUCUAUAAUUGAAGAACGAUUGCUUUAUACUUCAUUGAGAGGUGUAAUUUGAGCGUAUCAUGACCUCCGUGAGAUGGGGACCUUCGCUAUAACGAAACGCUUGACUCCCAUUUCCUGAUUUUUACUAACUCUUACCCCAUGGAGACUUAGGCAGGGGUACUAUUGUCCUAACCAUCCAUAACGACAAGACAGAUCAUUACAAUAUAUUACUUGUAAGUGCAAGAUAUUAUUCCCUUCAAAUGCAAUUGGUAUAGGUCAAAUAAUGCAAUUGUUUUAACUUCCUAGCAACUUUGACUUGAAAUACGAUCUACUGGCCAACAAAAAACAAAUCAAAUAUAUUUCUAAAUUAUAUGUAAAUACGCUGCAUGAUAUUGCUUCAGAAUAGGGAAUGGGGAGCAUACUUAUUUUUGUUAGACAAGAGGAUAGGAAAUACGGUUACGAAAAAAAAGUGGAUAGGAAAUAACAGCCUGAAGGGAGAGGAGUUCCCAGAUCUUUUUCUUUUAUUGCAAGGAGUCCCAAUGCUACUCUUUUUGAACAUUAGUCCCAAUGCUACUCUUAGUCAACUAACAGAUGGGGAAUGUUGGGGUAAACUUAUUAGAAAUAACAAUAUAAUUGAAGUGCCUUGGAAAUUGAUUUGAAAAAUCAAAACACCCACAAAACUAGCCUGCUUCAAUUGGUUGGCUAUCAUGGGCCAUAUGUUUGGCAGGAGUCCACUCUAGGUGUUACAUAUGUUUGGCAGAGAAUGAGAAUAUUAAUAAUCUAUUUUUGCAUUGUCCUGUAACAAAAAAUGUUUGUGAUAUUUUCUUUGCUUAUUUGGAAUACAAUGGUGUUGCCUGGUAGUCUUAGAGAAGCCCUCGUUAGCUGGGGUGUAAUAGAGAAUUGGGAAAAUCCAUCAGAAAAAACUUGGCAGUAUCGAUAGUUCCGCUUUGUGUCACAUUGAGUAGCUGGAAGUAGAGGAGCUAGAAGAGUUUUGAAGGAAUCUCAACUCUACUUUGUUUCUUGUUUUUUCAAGCUCCUUGAGCUUUUUAGACAGGAGUUGCAGUUGUACAGGAGCUAGCUAUUUUUGUAAUUCAACUGCAUUCUCUAGAUGCGUUGUUGAAUGAAAUCUACUUUCAUUUGAUUAAAAAAGAGCAAACAACAUAAAUCACACUAGUUUUGGUCCUAAUUACGUGCACUCACAUCAAUUUAGGAAAUUACCUUCCGUAUCACUUUUUCUUCGCCAAAUACAUGUAUCUCGCACACUCAGAUACAUGUAUCUCGUAUACAUGCGAGUUAAAUUUGAUUUAAUUUGUUUUAGAUUCACUAUAUUCAUUGUAAUUCACAUAUAUCUAGGAUACAUUAACUCUCUCGCUCGCCUCUCUCCUUAUGUAUCUGUAUUUCUGAUUGUAUAUGAAUUUCACAAUUUUGAUGUAUAUGUGUAUCCAGUAUCAAUUUCAUGCAUCUAGUAAGUUUCAUCACUAUAUCUGGUAUCAAAUAUUUAGUGUAUCCGUGCAUAGACACAUGUAUCUGUAUCAAAUAUUUAGUCUAUUUGUGUAUAGAUACAUGAAUCAAGUAUAAAAAAAAUGCACUGAUACAUUCAUCAGUGUAUCCGUGCAUAGAGAGCGAGAGCGAGCAAUACAAGAGAGGAAGAGCGAGGGGGAGAGAGAAGAAAAAUGAGAGCGAGCGAAAAGGAGAGAGUGGCGUAUCUGGCUUGAAAUCUGGUAUGAAAUUAUUAAUUAGUGAGACAAUAUGUGAUUAUUUC